Molecule: messenger RNA, 1929 nt
Organism: Geodia barretti
Lineage: Eukaryota; Metazoa; Porifera; Demospongiae; Tetractinellida; Geodiidae
Source: the annotation of a GenBank genome assembly
AUGUCAAUCAGACCGCAAUUGAAACUUCCGGUAAUCGCCUUAGUCACAACCUUGGCCCUCACGACUUUCAUGGUGGCGUGUGGCGGGGCUGAGGAGACUACCGCCCCGGUUUCGCAGGCAACUGCGGCUCCUCAGGUGGACGCACCCACCAACACUCCGGUGGUGCGGGCGACCAAUACGCCGGCAGCAAGCGGCGCCCUACCCACCCCGACGCAGCGCGCGUCCGUGCUCCAGGCUACGCCCAGGCCAACUGCCGUGCCAACCCAACAGGAAGGAGAGUUGGUUACGGACCGGCUCGUCAUUGUGCUGGAUCCACCGUCACUGGAAUCGAUGUUGGACUGCGAGGUGACCGGUUCGGGCGUGGUGAAUUACCGGAUGUCCAUGGAAUUCAUGGUCGACGCGAAUCGUUAUGACGGUGAGUACGAACCGACGCUGGCUACGGAAUGGAGCAUUUCAGAUGAUGGAAUGAUCUGGAAUUUCAAACUGCGCCAGGGCGUGCAAUGGCAUGACGAUUGGGGCGAGUUCACCGCCCGGGAUGUGCAACAUUCUCUUGCCUACUACACCAAUCCCGAAUGUCGUGCUUCCUAUUCGGACUAUUUCCGGUCCAAUCCGGGUGCGGCUGUGGAAGUGGUGAACGACUACGAGUUGAACAUGGCCAUGCAGAAGCGCCCCGCCGUGGACUUUGUCUAUUGGCUCUCCGGCUUCCGCGGCAUGCCCAUCAGCAGCAAGGCCCAGUGGGACCAAUCCUGCCCUAAUGGUCAGGCAGACUAUGGAAACAACGCAGCAGGCCUUGACUUGGGUUACUGCCUGGAGAGCCGGGACCUUGUGGCGGAAAAAUCAGCUCGAACCGGCCCCUACGAAUACGUGAGCUUCGAAGAGGGCGUCGGCUGGCAAUGGAAGCGUGUCGACUACGACCACUGGCGCGUGAAUCCUGAUUUCGCCGAAAUCGAGAUCAAGGACGUUCGGGAACCGGCCACCCGCCUGGCGAUCAUGCAGGCUCGGGAGGCUCACAUCGGGUCGGUAAACCGGGCGCUGUUGCAGGACGCGAUAGAUGAUGGCCUUGAAGUGGUCGACUCAUCGGUUACGGCCACCAUGGCUUGGGCAAUCUUUGGUGGUUUGUACUACUCCACGGGCGAAACGCCAGAAGGGUACGUGGAGGAAUACGAUAUCGUGGGCCAUCGGGACGAAGAAUUGCCGUGGAGCAUUCCUGGCGAAACGGGGCGCACUGUUCGCAUCGCCAUGAACAAGGCGAUCGACCGCGAGGCUAUCAACGAAGCCAUCUUUGGAGGCGCCGGCGAACACCAUUGGAUCGGCGGCAUCGUGCCCGACUUCCCGGCCGGAUACAACCCGGCAUGGGAAGACAAGUGGGACGAAUAUUACGGCUAUGACCCCGAGGCCGCGAAACAGUUGCUGGCCGAGGCUGGGUUCCCCAACGGGUUCUCGUUCCGAGUGAUUUCGUACCCCCUGGGCGGAGUUCCUGAGAUCCCGGACAUGCUGGAGGCGAUGUCCGCGUACUGGUCUCAGAUCGGGCUGGAGCCGGUGAUCGAACCCAUCGAGUUCUCCAACUGGCGAAACGAGUAUCGCGGCCUUAACACCGACUGCUGCAUCUACCCGCACCGCGGUCCGGCCGCGCCCAUCGACACCCGCGUCCACUUUUACUACAGCGCGGAACGCUUCUUCCGCAUGUACACCAGCGACGACAUCCAGAAUUACAAGGAACAAGCUCUCAGGGCGUUGAAUGAGGCAGACGGCACUCAUUUGUGGCAGAAGGUCUCGGAUGAGAUAUACGAGCAGGUUGGCGUGAUACCGGGUUGGACACUUCCCAUCAGCGCCACCAUUGACCCCGAUGUCGUGGCCGAGUAUGUCUUCCUUGGCCCCAAUAACGGGACAUUCAUCUACCUGGAAUACGUGAAGGGCGUGCGUGAAUAG